Molecule: messenger RNA, 861 nt
Organism: Myxocyprinus asiaticus (Chinese sucker)
Lineage: Eukaryota; Metazoa; Chordata; Actinopteri; Cypriniformes; Catostomidae
Product: myelin and lymphocyte protein-like
Exons: 4
Coding region: 75-542 (155 amino acids)
Biological process (GO): myelination
Cellular component (GO): membrane
Molecular function (GO): structural constituent of myelin sheath
Source: RefSeq, a predicted model, not a curated record
CAGCAUCUUUAAUAACACACAUCUUCAGCACUUCUGCACAUUCAUUCUACCUGUGGGGACUGAGGUGAACACACAUGGCGACCAAUACAGGGCAAAUGGGCUACCUACCCAGCGGAGGUGCCAUUUUCUGCACCAUACCUGACAUCCUCUACCUGCCAGAGCUUGUCUUUGGCGGACUGGUGUGGUGUCUGGUAGCAUCUACGUUUAUCUUCCCUGCCAACCCCCAAGCAUACGUGAUGGCUGUGUCACUUUUUUGUUUUAUCAUGACUUUCCUCUGGAUGAUGAUAUUUGCCUGCGGGUCACAUCGUAACAAAAGCUCAUGGGCAGGCGCGGAUGUAGCAUACCAUGGAUUUGCGGCAUUCCUCUAUCUCAGCUCAUCUGUGCUUCUAGCUGUGGUAACCAUUGGCUUCGGUCAGCAAGAUGGAGGCAAAGACACACUUAUUUACAAGCUGGACGUAGCUGCUGUGGUGUUUUCCUUUUUCACCACUUUACUGUAUGUGAUCCACGUCAUUUUCUCAGCCAUCAGAUGGAAAUCCUUCUAAAAUGUCAACGCUCAAGUUAUUUAACACAUCUAACAGACGUCAGUCUUGAUUGUUGCACUGCCUCUUUAAAGAAUGUUAUGUUGAUGUUUGCACCGUUUUAACAUGCAAAUAAAUGGCCUAUGGCAUUCAUUGUAUGCAUAAUCGUUCAUGUGAUAGUAGAUUGAUUAUCGAGUCUUCUCACUGUCAUCUGUACAAACGAUGUAUUUGUAUUUUUACUGCCUUGUUGCUGAUAUUUCUUUUGUAAACUAUUCUUGCCACUGGUAUAAAUUAUAUGUAAUUUUGAUCGAUAUAAUAAAGGAAAUAAAUAAAAGAGUGUAAA